AUGUUCUCGGAAAAGUCAACACAGACAGUGCCUGCUACUGCGGAAGUUACAGAUUUAGUGCCUAUUACGGAAAAUGAAGGUCAGUCUGAAGCAUCCAGCACUUCCACAAAAAGUGUCCUACGAGGAUGUCUUCAAGUUCUAGGCGCAUUUUUCAUAUUGUUCAACGUCUGGGGCCUGAGUUUUGCCUUUGGGUCCUUCCAAAGCUUUUAUACACUUGAAUAUAUUCAGUCAUCCACCGCAUCGGACAUAGCAUGGAUUGGUACAGUUCAAUCAUGGCUUCUCAUUGUCGGUGGCUUACUGUCUGGCCCGCUGUUCGACCUCGGUUACUACAAAGAAAUGAUAUUCAUCGGAAGUUCGUUGGGUGUUCUUGGAAUUAUGGUCCUCAGUCUUGCAGACCAAUACUAUGCGAUAUUUCUGAGUCAGGGGGUAUGCAUGGGCCUUGGAUUCGGGCUGCUAUAUGUGCCCAGUAUUGCAUUGGUUAGUCGAUCAUUCACGACCAGACGCGCUGUUGCGUUGGGCGUAUCAACGAGUGGUGCUCCUGCUGGGGGCAUAAUAUACACCGUCAUGUUCAAUCAACUCAUAUCCAAAGUGGGAUUCCCUUGGACUGUUCGUUGCAUGGGCUUCGUCAUGCUUGCGCUUUUCUCGGCAGCGGCUGUCCUGCUUCUUGUACCGGAAAGAAAUACAAAGAGGCCUGAGAGAACUCAGCGCAGAAGCCUACUGGAUACGCAAGCAUUCAAGGACAUUUCUUUCUGGAGUUUCACUGUCGCCAACUUUUUUCUUUACCUCGGAUAUAUCACGCCUUAUUAUUACAUUCCAACUUAUGCCGAAACCAAGCUGGGAACGUCACGAACGUUGGCAUCUAAUAUAUUAAUGAUAUCCCAGGCAUGCUCGAUCAUCGGGCGUGUUGUUUUGACCAUCUUUGCUCAUCACUAUGGUUCAAUGAUCUCUUGGAUCUCAUGUGGUGUUCUAUCCGGUAUGCUGUGCAUUACCUGGAUAAGUGCAAACAGCCUUGUCAAAUUCAUUCUAUUUGCUUCUUUCUAUGGUGGUAUCUCUGGCGCUCUGAUCCCACUUCCACCAAGUGUCUUCUCUCAUGUCUGUCCCGAUCCAAAGAAACUAGGGACAUGGCUUGGGAUGGCACAAAGCUUGAGCAGCUUUGCCACACUGCUAGGCCCACCGAUAGCAGGUGCGCUUGCUUCAAUUGGCUCCAAUGGUAGUGCUGAUUUGAAUUAUCUUGGAAUUCAACUGUUCAGCGGGAUAACCAUGUGUUUUGGAGCAUUCCAAGUCAUUGGCCUAUGGUAUUUGCUGUACAAAAAGAGAGGCAAGACAGGCCUUUUCUGA
Penicillium nucicola is the source of this 1338-nucleotide messenger RNA. RefSeq lists its product as uncharacterized. Gene Ontology annotation, molecular function: transmembrane transporter activity. The record is from RefSeq and is a predicted model, not a curated record. Gene Ontology annotation, cellular component: fungal-type vacuole membrane. Lineage: Eukaryota; Fungi; Ascomycota; Eurotiomycetes; Eurotiales; Aspergillaceae. The coding region runs from base 1 to 1338 and encodes 445 amino acids. The transcript is spliced from 3 exons. Gene Ontology annotation, biological process: transmembrane transport.